CUUUAAUUUAGCCUCUUUCAAAAUGGUCACCCUUGAAAAGAAGAAGAAGACCAAAAGAUCAGUGGAAGCAGUCAUUGCAGAGGCCAAAAGUGCGGUCGUAGAACCAGCAAAACCCGCCAAGAAAAAGAAGAAAUCAGUCCCUGUGGCUGUGGAGGUUGCCGCUCCUGUAAAGAAAGUGAAGAAAGCAAAGGCCGUAGAAACACCUGCGCCUGUCCCGGUUAAGAAAACCAAGAAAGCCAAGGCUAAUGGAGCCGCAGCUGCUGGUAACGGUGCCGCAGCCGCUCCAGUGAAGAAAGCCAAGAAGAAGGCCGCCCCUAAACCACCUACUCCACCACCAGCUGAAUCAAGCUCUGAGGAAGAGAGCUCUUCAGAUGAGGAGGAAGAAGCAGCUCCAGUAGCCGCCGCCCCUGCCUCAGGUUUAGUAGCUCCUGCUAAAGAGGAAUCCAGCAGCGAAGAAUCAGACAGCGACGAAGAAAUCAGUAAAGCAGAUGCCAUAAAACAAGCUGCUGCUGUCGCUGUCAAGGAAGAAUCCAGCUCCGAGGAAGAAUCUAGCUCUGAAGAAGAGGAAGAAGCUGCCGCCCCAGCUCCAGUCCCUGCUCCUGCUGCUGAAGAAUCUUCAUCUGAGGAAGAAUCUAGUGACGAAGAAGCAGCACCUGCUGUUGUAGCUGCUCCAGCAGCGGAGGAAUCUUCUUCAGAAGAAGAGUCUAGUGAUGAGGAAAUGGAAGUAACACCAGCUCCCGCUGCUGCUGAAGAAUCUUCAUCAGAGGAGGAAUCUAGUGAUGAGGAGGAAUCAGCCGCUCCUGUAGCAGCUGUCCCAGCCGCCAAGGAAGAAUCCAGCUCAGAAGAGGAAUCCAGUGAAGAUGAGGAAGAAGUUGCUGCACCCGCUGUAGUUGCUGCACCAGCCGCCGAGGAGGAGUCCAGCGAAGAAGAGAGUAGUGAUGAAGAGGAGGAGGCUGCUGCACCAGUAGCUGCACCCGCCGCCGAAAAAGAAUCCAGCUCAGAAGAAGAAAGCAGCGAGGAAGAAUCUGAAGAAGAAGAGAAACCCGCAGCACCCAAACGAAAAGCAGAAGCAGCUGUCGUCCCCGCCAAAGCUAAGAAAGCCAAAAAGGACAGUUCAGAUGAUGAGAGUUCAGAAUAUGAAAGUUCAGAAGAUGAGAAAUCAGCUCCUACCACACCCAAAGCAGCCCCAUUCGCCACCCCAUCAAAAGACUCAGAACCCGGAAGCAUAUUCUGUGGACGAUUAAGUUGGGACACAGACGCAGAAAGUCUGGCCAAAUUCUUUGCAGACAAUGGAUUCACAGUCGGUAAUGCCCGAAUUAUCUACGACAGAGAAACCGGAAAAUCGAAGGGUUUCGGUUAUGUAGAUUUUGACGACAAAGCUCAGAUGAAAAAAGCUUUAGAAUAUGACGGUUCAGAACUUGACGGCCGAACGAUCAGAUUGGACGAGAGCCAGCCCCGACAAGUUACCCCUGGAGGUCGAGGAGGAAGAGGUACCCCCCGAGGACGAGGUACCCCCGGACGUGGAGGUCGUGGGGCUCGUACCCCUAACCCUCCCAGUGCUAACAUGUUCAUCAAGGGUCUGUCUUGGGAUACCACUAAUGACUCUCUUCAUAAUGCGUUUGAUGGUGCUACUGGAGCCAGAGUUAUUACUGACCGAGACACCGGCGACUCUAAAGGGUUUGGUUACAUUGACUUCCCUGACGUAGCUACAGCUGAGAAAGCCUUUGCGAAAAUGCAGGGUGCCCAGGUAGAUGGCCGAGCAGUGACACUUGACUUUGCCACGCCUCGUGACAACAGCGGAGGAGAUCGAGGUGGUAGAGGUCGAGGAGGACGAGGAGGAUUCGGACGAGGAGGUGGUGGUGGAUUCAGCCGAGGAGGUCGAGGAGGCCGAGGAGGCUCGAACCCAGCAGCUGCAGCGAACAAAGGUGUCAUUCAGGACUUCGCCGGCAAGAAAAUGAAAUUCGACAGCGAUAGCGACUAAAUAAAGUCUUUUAACUGUUUUAGUAUUUUUAUACGAUUCAGAGCACAAUUUAAAUCGGCCUUUUUUCUUUUAUUAAGCUAAUUUAUUUAACUUAUUAAUAUAAUCAUUAUCCGAAAACAAUUCGCCGAACUUGAUUUCACGUUUUAACUUUUUGUCACAUCGUGACACGAUGUUGACUUAAUCUGAACAAAAGUCCGAACAUGACAUUUGCUCUGUUAUCACAAUUUUAUUUCCGACGAUGUACUUUUGAAACUGAAGUUACUGCUAAAGUGCUGUAUUUUUAAAAGUUUUAACUAAUUUAUUCUAUCCGUACGUGUGGGCUUAUAUUCAACAAAAUCUGUAGUGACUUGGGAAAUUUAUUGCGAUCCAGCUCUUGAGAUUGAUUAUUUUAAAGGUUCUGAACCAUAUUUUCUACUGAACGUUGGCCGUGGUUCGUGUUGUACUUUGGUCAUGUUUGUCAAUCUUCAACUUUGACACUUUUCAACCAUUUUAAA
Messenger RNA from Bolinopsis microptera, 2475 nucleotides. RefSeq lists its product as uncharacterized. Gene Ontology annotation, molecular function: RNA binding. Lineage: Eukaryota; Metazoa; Ctenophora; Tentaculata; Lobata; Bolinopsidae. The record is from RefSeq and is a predicted model, not a curated record. The transcript is spliced from 9 exons. The coding region runs from base 23 to 1981 and encodes 652 amino acids.